This is a messenger RNA of Anisakis simplex (herring worm), 609 nucleotides long. NCBI's taxonomy places the organism in Eukaryota, Metazoa, Nematoda, Chromadorea, Rhabditida, Anisakidae. The record is from the annotation of a GenBank genome assembly.
UUGGAUUUACUGUGUACGAAACGACAAGAAAUAAUUUACGAUAUUUUCAAUUGGUCUUCAAAUGAGGAAAGUGGAGUGAGUGUGUUGGCGAUUGCAAAUACGUUGGAUUUACCCGAGCGCAUUUUGUCAAGACGUGUUGGGAGUAGAUUGGGCCUGAAUCGAUUGUGUUUCCAACCGUAUGAUCAUGACCAGAUUGCAUUCAUUAUUCGAAACCGACUUUCUGGAUCAUCGGCUGUUCAAGAGGAUGCGUUGGAAUUUGCGAGUCGUAAAGUCGCUUCGGUAUCAGGUGAUCUUCGUAAAGCGUUGGAUAUUCUAAGGCGUGCAACACAAUUGGCAAUUAAUUACAAGGCGAAACAGCUGACCAUGAAACAUGUACAAGAUGCUGUGAAAGAAGCUUCAACAACGGCUAGUGUUGACUUGGUGCAUUCAUUGUCACGACAUUCUUUGAUGAUCCUUCGUUCGGCUUUAGCAGAACAAAUUAGUUGUGGUUUGGACGAGUUUCUCUUUAGUGACCUUUUGAAGCAGUAUCGGUUACAGUGUCAUGUGCAGCAUAUUGAUCCACUUCCAGUGAGUUCGGUGUAUGGAAAUGCAAUGGAAAUGUGCACGUAA